Elaeis guineensis (African oil palm) is the source of this 1306-nucleotide messenger RNA. Its product is annotated as chitin elicitor-binding protein. The record is from RefSeq and is a predicted model, not a curated record. Lineage: Eukaryota; Viridiplantae; Streptophyta; Magnoliopsida; Arecales; Arecaceae.
GGCAAUAAAUGAUUCCCAUCCGAGUUCCUGCCUCGACUUCCGUCUUGUAGCGAGAGAGAAAGAUGAGGUCGGUGCUUCCACUCCGCCACCUUCCCUUCGUCCUUCUCCUCCUCCUCCUUCUCGCCGGCGGCAGUCGCGAGGGGGCAGAGGCGGCGCCAUUCAUCUGCAACGCCACCGCGAAGGCCUUGUGCCGGGCCCUCCUCGGCUACGUGCCCCCCAACGCCACCACCUACGCCGCCGUCAAGUCCCUCUUCCAGGUCCGCUCCCUCCGCUCCCUUAUCGGAGACAACGGCCUUCCCCUCUCCACCCACUCCUCCGCCGUCGUGCAUGCGAACUCCACCAUUCGCGUCCGCUUCCCCUGCUCCUGCUCCAACGGCACCGGCGUAUCCGCCCGCAACCACCCCAUCUACAAGGUCAAGGCCGGCGACGGCCUCGACGCCAUCGCCCGCAACGUCUUCGACGGAUUCGUCACCUACCAGGAUAUCGCGGCGGCGAACAAGAUCGCGGACCCCGACAAGAUUGAGGUGGGGCAGAAGCUGUGGAUCCCGCUGCCGUGCAGCUGUGACCCGGUGGACGGUGCCGCCGUGGUCCACUACGCCCACUUGGUGGCGGCCGGGAGCUCGGUGGAGGGGAUCGCGGCGGAGUUCGGGACGGACGAGGCCACGCUGCUGCGGUUGAAUGGGAUUAGCGAUCCGACGAAGCUGCUGGCCGGCCAGGUUCUUGAUGUCCCUCUUCGAGCUUGUUCUUCCUCAAUAAGCAACAAAUCUGCGGACCAUCGUCUCCUCCUUACAAAUAAUAGCUAUACUCUCACCGCCAAAGACUGUGUUCUCUGCAGCUGCAGCUCCUCCUCUUGGCAGCUAAACUGCCAACCUACCACAGGAAGAAGCUCCUCAACUUGCCCUCCAGCCAAGUGUGGAAGUCUUUAUCUUGGCAACUCAUCAUCCAUCUCGGCCUGUGAGAGCACUACAUGUGCCUAUACUGGCUACACCAGUGCCCCCAACUUCACCAUUCUGACGAACCUCACCACCCUGCCCCUAUGCAACAAUGGGAGUGCGCCGCAGUCUCAGCCAAGUGGCAGUUCUGCUCCAGGGUCAAAUUGGAUGGAGCUUUUCAUUACCAUUCACAUGGCUUUGCUUUGUUUCAGUUUUCUUUGGCGUGGCAAGAAUUGAAAGAAAGGCUUCUACUUUUUUGCUUACUUGGCUGUUGUACCAGUAAAUUAGUCUCUUUUUUUCUGACGUAUGCGGCAUUGGAUGUUUUGUAAUUCAACAAAAUAAGUUCAUAAGAGAAUAACUUGUUAAGCUGUUUA